Messenger RNA from Vittaforma corneae ATCC 50505, 693 nucleotides. RefSeq lists its product as uncharacterized. Bases 1 to 693 code for a protein of 230 amino acids. Gene Ontology annotation, molecular function: threonine-type endopeptidase activity. Gene Ontology annotation, cellular component: proteasome core complex. The transcript has a single exon. Lineage: Eukaryota; Fungi; Microsporidia; Nosematidae. The record is from RefSeq and is a predicted model, not a curated record.
AUGAUAGUCAAAACAGGAACAACAAUUGUAGGAAUCAAGUACAAAACAGGAGUGGUCUUGUGUGCGGAUACACGAAGUACUUCAGGACCAUUAGUUGCAGAUAAAAACUGUGAAAAGAUACAUUUUAUAGCACCAAAGAUCAUGUGUUGUGGUGCAGGAACGGCAGCUGACACAGGGAGAGUGACGAGGAUGGCAUCGAAGAAACUGCAGCUAUUCUCGUACAAGCAUAUGAAAGAUCCUUACGUUUCGCAUUGUGAGAGGAUUAUCUGUGAUUAUCUCCACAACUACGGAGGACAGAUUCAGGCAGCACUAGUCUUGGGUGGAGUUGACAGCAAUGGAGUGUUCCUGUAUUCAAUACAUCCAAAUGGAUACUCCAGCAGUCUUGAGUUUACCUCUCUUGGGUCUGGAUCACUGGCUGCUAUAGCUGUUAUUGAAUCUAAGUUUGAGAAAAACAUGACCAAAGAACAGGCAAUAGCACUUGGAGUAGAUGCUGUCAAGGCAGGAAUAUUGAAUGAUCUCUACUCGGGAUCGAAUGUGGAUGUGUGUGUGAUUGAUUACGAGGGUGUUGAGUGCCAUAGAAACUAUCUGAUUGUUGAAAGUAAGAAGAAUAAUUCCGAGAUUAGAUAUCCUUUAGGAUGUGUUGAGGUAUUGCGGGAGGAUAUUUACAAGUAUGUUGAAGAAGUAAAUCCAUAA